Molecule: messenger RNA, 1940 nt
Organism: Wallemia mellicola CBS 633.66
Lineage: Eukaryota; Fungi; Basidiomycota; Wallemiomycetes; Wallemiales; Wallemiaceae
Exons: 3
Coding region: 458-1795 (445 amino acids)
Source: RefSeq, a predicted model, not a curated record
GACUAAUAUACGCUCAAAAAUAGAGCAAGACGCGCACCAACCGCUGAACAUUUUAGAAGAUUUAGUUGAAGAUGGUUGCAACUUCGUAGAUGAUUUCUUAUCACGCUUCAAUAGCACUCAGUUGGCUCCAACUACUGAAUUGGUGAAAACACCAUCAAGGAGGCAGAACUCUACUAGGCGUACUAGAGCAGCAAUAGCAGCUGCGCAGAAAUCAGCCAAGAAAAUUCAGCAAAUAAACGAAGAUGUUUUCAACGAGGAGCCAGAAAAUACAGAGCAAACAGAGCAGCCAGAAUUACCAUCAAAAUCACCUCUUAGGGCUCACAACUCACCUUCUCGUUUACCGCUAUAUACGAACCAAACGGCUAAGAAAUCGGUCAAGUUACCAGAGAACACGACCGAAAAGGCGCAUAAGUCACCUCCACCGGCUGUCAACACCUUCCACAAAGCUUUGCUAGACAUGCGUGAUGAUAACAAUGCCGAAGUAGGCAAUAACAAGCAAGACAAACAGGAGGAAGACGAGCCAGAAGAAAUUCUUGACGAACCACAAGAAGAACUCGCUGAGCCUGAAGAAAAACAAUCACCUGUCCAGCCUGAAGGAAGUGCAAGGAAACACAAACCAUCCACCGAUUUCACGGCGCCAAUUAGAGGCGAUGAAGAUGAGGAAGACACAAUCAAGAGUAAGAACAAUAGUCCACCGCGCAAAUCACUCGCAUUUGCAUCUUUACCGAGACGCUCACCAUUGAAGAAGUCGAUAUCGACGGCAAAAGAAUCAAAAGAGUCGAUGACACGCGCAAGCUGGCUAAGCCAGUCGGUCAAAGGUGGUCCAAACGUUUCAGAAUCCGAGAGGUCAUCGUCUAAACGCAAAUCUGACAGGAUCGAAGAUGAGACAUCUGAACACACUCAAUCCCGCAAAUUUAACAAGAGUUCCUCAUACGAGCAACAAGUUAAUGAGCCAAAGACACCGGCAGAUGCAUUAGCACUGAAGACAGCUGAAAUCCGCAAACGUUUGACGCAAGUCGCGGGUACCCAAAGGAAAGUAAACUUGUUUGAUUUACCGCCUAAGGAAGCUCCAAUUUCUCUGGCUUCAGAGCCAAUCGUGCAGCCGUCAGAGCAACAACCGCAAGAACAAGCGUCCUCAGUGAAUGCACAACUCGGUGACUCUACUACACCACCUAACAGUCCCCCAAAGAAACGCGUUGAAAAGAGCUGGGGUAGUGGAGUAUCUGCACACAUACCAGGUGCUUAUCCGGCUUCAGACUCUGGCCAACAGGAGCAAGACCAGGAGCAUGAAGAGCCUGAGCAAGAGGAUCAAGAAGAAGCUCCAAUGCAGACUGAGUUUGAACCAGAACCUUACCCAGAGCCAACGGAAGACAAAGAACACGAAGAUGAAGACGCUGUCGAAAGGUCCAUCCUUGAUGUACACAAGGAAAGCAGAGAUGAACCAAUGGACCUUUCAGAAAUCACACAACAGCAGAGGAAACAAGAAGAGGAGCGUCAAAAAGCCGAAAGCGAAGAUAAAAUGAAGAACAAGAGGAAACACACUAACCAAGAUAACAUGGACGAAGAUGGUAAUGAAGCUGAUGAGGAUGACCAAACCAGACCAGCUAAACAACCAAAUACCAAGCAGCAACCACAGCCUAAGCCAUCUUUGACUGUCAAGCCCUUACAAACUGCUAAUAAAUUCCGUCCACGUGCAGGCAGCACAGAUAGUGAUAAAAGAAUCAAUUUUCUAGUGUUCUUGGACCUAGUGUUACCCAAAUGGGGAAAUCACUCAACAAGAAAACAUCAGCAGUAGCUGUACCAAGUGGUAGUGUCGGUCCUGGACACCAAAGGAUGCCAUCGCAAGCAUCAAUACAGCAAGCUCAGAAAGAGGCAGCUGAAAGGGUGGCAGCUGAGAAAGAAAAAGAGAAAGAGAAAGAGCGUAAAGCAAUGUUCAGAAA